AUGUGCACCUAUUUGGAUCCGGAUGAAGAAGUGAAGUUGAAUGUUGGUGGCGAAAUUUUCGCCCCAAAAGUAGCGAAUCUGACCCGCAUACCAGGAACAUUUUUGGCUAGAAUGGUGGACAGAACAUGGAAGACAUCGGUUUCCGAACCUAUAUUUAUCGAUAGAGACCCGAAGUACUUUGGUUUGUUGUUGGAAUUCUUGGCAACGGGUAAUGUUGAGCUUCCUCGAUCAGAUAUCGAAUUGGCUGCUAUCAUACAGGAAGCUGAGGUAAGCGUUUGCGUAAGUGAUUUGCAGAAAGUUGCGUUAAAAAUGCUUUUUUUGGAAAUAUUGACUCGAAGGGAGCCAAUUUUGACAAAAAUGAAACUUAACAGUGAAAAAGUUUAUGAGUUCAAAUAUCCCAACCAGUUAAAAGAGCAAGGUGUCAGAAAGUGUUGCUCCACCUUUACUUUGGGUUUUUUGGAAAGUUAA
This is a messenger RNA of Strongylus vulgaris, 468 nucleotides long. The record is from the annotation of a GenBank genome assembly. Lineage: Eukaryota; Metazoa; Nematoda; Chromadorea; Rhabditida; Strongylidae.